AUGAAGCUCUCCACCUUUGCAGUUGCCGCUCUCGCCGCACCCUUCGUUCAGGCUGCCCCAACUGACAUUCGGGAACUCGCCAACAGGCAGACAAAACCCAAAGAACUCAUCCAGCCAGAGCUCUACCCGGUCCUCCAACGGUACACCAGAUACGCCGUAGCCUCCCUCGCCACCUUCGUCUACGGCUUCGGAACCUGCAAAAGCCCUCCCUUUGGCUCAAAACUCGUCCGAAAAGUUGUCUCCGACAUCGUAAACGACACCCAAGUCGCCGUCUUCCAAGAUGACGCCGCCAAGGAAUUCAUCGUCUCCUUCGCUGGCUCAUCUUCACUACAGGAUUUCGGAACAGACUUCAACUUCUUCUUCAUGCCCUUUGAUUCUGCACCAGGCUGCACGGGUUGUCAAGUCCACGGCGGUGUUCUGAAAGGCUGGCGAUCAGUUCAAGCUGGUGUUAUCCAGGCCCUUGCCGAACUACGUGCUGAGCAGCCGUCCUACUCCACCAUCAUCACCGGUCACAGCCUAGGAGGUGGUCUGGCAAGUAUCGCGUACACCGACCUCAAAGCCAACGGCAUACCAAUCAAAAUCGCAUACACCAUGGGCUCGCUGCGCGUCGGAAACCAACAGUACGCCGACUACACUGACAAGCUGUCUGGUGCAAGCGACACCAAUCUCGGCACUCUCAUCCGUAUCACGCACCGAAUCGACGGCGUACCCGGGUUACCGCUCACCCCCAUGGGUUUUGUACAUACGCGCACUGAGAUCUACGAGCAAAACACUGCACCCAUUCUAGGAACCCAGAGUGCUGGAACAACGUACCGCUGCUUUGGCCAGGAAGCGCCGGAUUGCAACAAGGGGACUGCUACGGGCUUUAUUAACCAGGAUCAUUUGGUGUAUACUGAGAUUAAUAUGACAGAUGGCGCGCAAUGUAAUAACUGA
Messenger RNA from Alternaria incomplexa, 933 nucleotides. RefSeq lists its product as uncharacterized. Gene Ontology annotation, biological process: lipid metabolic process. The coding region runs from base 1 to 933 and encodes 310 amino acids. The record is from RefSeq and is a predicted model, not a curated record. The transcript is spliced from 2 exons. Lineage: Eukaryota; Fungi; Ascomycota; Dothideomycetes; Pleosporales; Pleosporaceae.